Messenger RNA from Gastrolobium bilobum, 1902 nucleotides. Its product is annotated as amino acid permease 3. The record is from RefSeq and is a predicted model, not a curated record. Bases 332 to 1786 code for a protein of 484 amino acids. The transcript has 6 exons. Lineage: Eukaryota; Viridiplantae; Streptophyta; Magnoliopsida; Fabales; Fabaceae. Gene Ontology annotation, cellular component: plasma membrane.
CCAUACUUCACAUAAACACACACAUUCUCGUUCUCAUGAACCUAGCAACUCUUUUUGGUUUUCUCAUUUCUGGGACUCUCAUGAGCUAGGAGGAGUGAAACUUUCUAACAAUAGUCACUGUCUCAUAACUACCCUUAGAUCCAUCUCUGAGAUACACCCUUCUUCUGUCUGCUGCAUAACUUCAAAAAAUCAUCUUUUUCUUUUUCUUUUCUUUCUAUAGAUUGGUUGGACUUGGUUGAUCAUAAUUGUUCACAAACUCUUAAGAUUUCACAUUGGAAUCUGAGUCUUCACUCUGAAGCCUAACUUGGUCUCUGUCUGCAAUAUUAACAAGAUGGUUGAGAACGGUGGCAGCAAGAACCAUCAACAGCCAUUUGAAGUCUCCAUUGAUGGGCUUCAACAAGGAGGUUCCAAGUGUUUCGAUGAUGAUGGCCGACUCAAACGAACUGGAACUGUGUGGACUGCUAGUGCCCACAUAAUAACUGCAGUUAUUGGUUCUGGGGUUCUGUCUUUGGCUUGGGCUAUAGCUCAGCUUGGUUGGAUUGCUGGUCCUUCUGUGAUGCUUCUCUUCUCUUUUGUGACUUUUUACACCUCAAGUCUUCUGUGUGUUUGUUACCGUUCUGGUGACCAAGUCACUGGCAAGAGAAACUACACUUACAUGGAUGCUGUUCGAUCAAACCUUGGCGGCUUUAAGGUCAAGAUUUGUGGGUUGGUUCAGUACCUUAACCUUUUUGGAGUUUCCGUUGGUUACACUAUAGCAGCUUCCAUAAGCAUGAUGGCAAUCAAAAGGUCUAAUUGUUUCCACAGUAGCGGAGGACAAAAUCCAUGCCGUAUGAAUAGCAAUAUUUACAUGAUUACUUUUGGUAUUGUGGAAAUUAUUUUCUCCCAAAUUCCUGAUUUCGAUCAGUUAUGGUGGCUCUCUGCUGUGGCUGCUGUCAUGUCCUUCACAUACUCAACAAUUGGGCUUGGCCUUGGAGUUGGUAAAGUUAUAGGUAUGAUUCUAAGAGUUAGAGGAAGCCUAACUGGUAUAAGUGUUGGCACUGUGACACAAACCCAAAAAGUUUGGAGGAGCUUCCAAGCUCUUGGUAACAUAGCCUUUGCCUACUCCUACUCAAUGAUCCUUUUAGAAAUUCAGGACACAGUAAAAUCCCCUCCAUCAGAGUCAAAAACAAUGAAGAAGGCUACUUUUAUCAGUGUUAUAGUCACAACCCUUUUCUAUAUGCUGUGUGGUUGUUUCGGGUAUGCUGCUUUUGGAGACUUCAGCCCUGGAAACCUUCUUACUGGUUUUGGCUUUUAUAAUCCAUUUUGGCUCCUUGACAUAGCCAAUGCUGCAAUUAUUAUCCACCUUGUUGGUGCAUACCAAGUUUACUGCCAACCCCUUUUCUCAUUUGUUGAGAAAGCAGCAUCAGAGAGAUUCCCAAAUAGUGAUUUUGUGAACAAAGACAUAGAAAUACCAAUCCCUGGUUACCAUCCCUACAAACUCAACCUCUUCCGAAUGGUUUGGAGGACAAUUUUUGUCAUCUUAACCACUGUAAUAUCGAUGCUCCUCCCAUUCUUCAAUGACAUUGUGGGACUUCUUGGAUCUAUUGGAUUUUGGCCUCUAACUGUGUAUUUCCCAGUGGAAAUGUAUAUUGUUCAAAAGAAAAUACCAAAAUGGAGCACAAAAUGGAUAUGCCUACAAAUGCUGAGUAUUGCUUGCCUUAUAAUUUCUGUAGCAGCUGCAGCAGGUUCUGUUGCUGGGAUUGUUGUUGAUCUUGGAACUUACAAGCCGUUCCACACCAGUUACUAAUUCAAUAGAAUUACUUAGUGAUCACCAUUGUCGAGGAUUUCAGUAGCAAUAAAUUUUCAGUUCUUAGUUGUAUGAAGUGAAGUGUUAUAGGAUGGUGGUCUUGUUAGUUUAACUUG